GUCAUCAGUCAAUCGGCAGUAUUCGAAGCAAGUGGUCGGUGAUUUCACAAUUUUUAGUGCUUUUCAUGUCAAGUCACUGAAAGAGAAUAUAAUUUUGUGUUAAGAAAAAAAGAAGGAGUUGAGCAUAAAAAUACACCGGGAAAGAAUAAAUCAAAUCCCGGCCGCAUUUUGUGAUCUCUUAGCCUCUACCGCAGUGGAUAUUAUUUUAAAAUACUCACACUAUUCUUCGCUUUUUUAUCUGCCACACCAGGAGUUAUUGCUCAAAGUGAGGCACACGAGUGGAUGUGUAUUCAAAUGACUACACCAAACACGAAUGCCAAUUAAUUAGAGGUGAACUUUCAAGGGACACGGCCCACGCUUGAAAAACAAAUAAAAAAAAAUGAGGGACCUCAACACAAAAUGCUCGGUGACCAAGGAAACAAUCUACAGAGACGUGGUGGUUGUAGGAAAUGGCCCGAGUGGGAUUGCGCUGUCGUUUAUGCUAGCCGGGCAUUGGCCGUAUUGGAAUCCAAAAGAUGUCGAUGCGCAUCCCGAUGAGCUUCUAAGGGCACGGCUAAACUAUGCGGACAAUCAAAAGAGCCUGGUGGAGCAAGAUUUGGCCACACUGGCUGAUGGCCUCGAGGGCAGGAGUACAAAUCCAGUGAGCUUGCUCCUGGACAGUCUAACACAUCCCUGUGCUGAUCUUGGAAUUGAAUUGCCAUCAAUGCUCCACUACAAAUACCAUCCAGAGAAGAAGGUGGAUCAUAUUGUUAUUGGAAAGGGAAAAGCCGGAGGAUCGUGGCAUAGGAUGGAUCCCAAUUUGAGGACACUCUCCUUGUCUGCAUGGAUGUCACUGCCAGGAAUGGAUUUCAAUGAGUGGGAAGCAAAGAAUCCCCCCAAAGCAGCCCCUGAAGUUAAUCACAGGGAUGAGAACGGGGUGUGCUCAUGUGGAAAGGCAAUGAAUGGUCACUGCCAGAGGGUUGAUGUUGAGAAUAAUAAUUUAGCCGAGGAUUCAGCGGUGUGCCAUCAGUGUGCCAAGAAGCGAAAACUGCCAUCCCCAAGGAAGGCUUCAAUUCGGCAGAAUCACUCCAAAGAAGUCGAGACACGAGCACUCAUUUCACGCGUUGCUGAGUACUACGAGAGCUACGUGAGGGAGAUGGAUCUGGAAAGGUACUUCAUGAAUGAUGCCACAGUCACAUCCAUCACACCCUUCAGAUGUCCUCCGCGUGAGCUCUGCGGGCGAGCUAAUACAGCUCGAUGGAUUGUUAGUGGAAUCCGCAAGAAUAAACCUUUCACCAUUUUGUGCCGAAAUGUAGUUCUAGCCAAUGGAUCAUCAGACCUAGCCAAUCGUCUGGGGAUUCGUGGGGAACGUCUAGCCAUUCCAUGGCUCAAGCACGAAUUGCCGCAUCUUGAGGCUGCCCUAGAGGCCAUUCGACCUGCCGAAAGGCGCAACCUGAAGCCCGUUUUAAUUGUCGGAGCCGGGCUCAGUGCAGCCGAUGCCAUAACAAUCUGCCGGCAGUCUGGCAUCCAUGUUGUGCAUGCUUUUCGCAGUCGAACAGCUGGACUCGAUAAGAUGCUACCUGGGAAUGUCUAUCCGGAAUAUCAUGAAGUGCAUCGGAUGAUGAAGACCCCACAUGAGGCUCACAGCUGCUACACCCCAUUGCCUGAGCAUACAAUUGCCGACGUUAUCUCAGUGCCUUCCGCUUCUGGAGAAGAGAGACGUCGUGUCAUUGUACGGCAUAUCAAGACAGGCGAAACUCGUGACUUUGAAGUGUCCUUCUGUGCUAUCCUUAUUGGUGCUCGUCCUGACCUACGAUUCCUUACACCGUUGGCCACCCCAGCAGCUCAUGCCAUGGAAGACAUCACCCCAGAUUCGCCAAUUGAGGAGAAUCUCUCAUUCUUCGGUCGUCAACUGGCUUGGUUUAAGAAUCUCUGCGCCAAGUGCCGUCACAUGAACUUCUGUGAGCGUGUUCGACGGCCAGAGUACAAAAAGAUCUGUGGUCAUAACUUUGAGAAAGACAUGAAGGUGUGUGAAUGCCCACCUAGGGCAACAAGAACUGCCUCAGAGGACACGGUAACGGGCCUAGGUCUCGGGGAAGACCCCCAAGCAGCCAUUGAUGGGAAAAAUAACCCAAUUGCCGUGGAUAAGUACACAAAUCAUGUUCUACGGGGACCACCGGGACUCUUUGCCAUGGGUCCCCUUGUUGGGGAUAAUUUUGUGAGAUUCAUCCCCGGUGGUGCCCUUGCCAUUACAUCAGCCCUCCAGAAUCUCGAGAAUGACUGAGUUUUGUUGGAGAUGUGGAGCUUUUGGGAACACACACUUCGUGUUGCUCCGUCACAUGAUCGUUGACAGGAGCGUUUUUUGACAUUUAGAGAGACAGUGACAGCUCCAAGCGCGGGAAAGUUUAUCCUGCAAUUGUGAAAGAUGUUUUUCUUAUGACACAGUUAGGGGGAAGAAUUUAGAGGGGCAUAAUAAUUAUAUUUCUGUGCGAGGAUACAUCCUUAGAGAUCGCUCUUGGUGCUCAUAAGAUAACUUUUUUUUAAAUGUAUUUUUGACAUUUCUUUGAUGUAUUGUACUUCUUUUAUUUCUUUUUUAAGGUGUCGUUUUGAAAAAAAAAGAAAAACAAUUUGUAAGAUUUUAUUUCUUAAAAAUGUAUUAUUUUGUAAGUAAAAAAGAACCCGCAAGCUCAAUUUGUACACGUGCGACUUUUUAUGCCUAUAAGGGAAGAAUAUUUUUGUAUAAAAGAAUUGUUGACUUUUCAUUAGAAUUCCUUAUUGUUGAAAAAUUGGCUUAAAUGAAUCAAAUUAGGGAAAAAUCAUUAGAAAAUUCAAAAGAGAAAUAUAUUUUGAGUUUUUAUUAAGUUAGUUUUCUGCGAAAUUAUCACCUCGCGUUUUUGGCAUUGUGAAAUUCGUGAAAAAUAUGGGCAAAAAGCAAAGAAAAAGUAUCGAAUUUAUUGAAAAUUUUGGAGCAAAGCUUUCUGUAGCAAAAAUAUGUUUGUUUUCAAUGUUCUACAAAAGUUUGCCCAAAAAAUAUAUCAGCAAUCUUUUUUAUUGCAAAUUCUUCCUAAUUAAAAUUGCAACAUUGUUGAAACUUAAACUCUUUUGCGACUAACAUGAAACAUUUAAAUUCUAGUUUGAGUAAUUUCUUCUGAGAGUUUUGUUAGAGAAUUUUCUCAAUGGAAAACGUCUUCUAUGACCUCUUCUACGUAAUUUUAAAGCUCUAUUGUGUUGCAAAAAUAAUCAAAAUAAUUAUGAAUUAAAGAAAAUACGAUGUUUCAUGUAUGUUUCAGUCGAUAGUUUGCAACUUAGUCGCGAGAUGGUUGUGAAAUAGUAACGAAUAAGUCGCAAAAGGGUUUGUAGUAGAGAAAAAAAUCUGUAUUGUGAAUAAAAAAAAACACCCCUUCUGAAGAUUUUCGAUAGACUGACGCAACAAAAUGUACACUUUUAAUGUAUAAGAGUUUUGAUCAAAAACAUGAUAAAGAAAAUAUAUAACAACUGA
This is a messenger RNA of Lutzomyia longipalpis, 3478 nucleotides long. RefSeq lists its product as uncharacterized. Bases 380 to 2263 code for a protein of 627 amino acids. Lineage: Eukaryota; Metazoa; Arthropoda; Insecta; Diptera; Psychodidae. The transcript is spliced from 6 exons. The record is from RefSeq and is a predicted model, not a curated record.